CAGGCUCCUCCUCUCCCGCUGCUCUGCUCUGACAAAAAUUUAUGGCCAUUUCGGCCCUUCAUCUUUGUGUUGAAUCACCGAUCCUGCAACUCGGGGCUGGGCAGGACGAGCAGAUGCGCAGAUGCAAGGACGCCCCAACGGAGCUUCAGGUGAUCCCAAUCCCAGGAACGAUACCUCCGUGACCAUCGAUUCCGACUCCGACAAUGGAAGUAGGCAUAGGAUUGCCGAAGUUCGUGGUUCCUCGCCGUCUCAAAUAGUGCCGGAGAAAGCUACGAUAUUGAAUGACAAGGUUAAAGCCGGCCCAUGCCUGUCAACGGAGAAAGACCUUGGGAUCCGGAAGCAACUCGCGCUUUCUCAUACGGAAUCAAUUAUUGCGUCCAAUCCAAUCGCCGUGAUGCCCCUCGAGUCCCCAAAGCAGCGGCUAGCGAUGGAGAGCUCCACGGAAUCACACAGGCUGCGCCGGGCUCGAACUCGCAACCCGUGGAUUUGCUCAGGGCUGGUCCUCUUUGUCACCGUGUCUGCUCUUCUCAUCCUUUCAAUUAUCGUAUACUCUUACCAGAGUCUUCAAGUUGAUCCGCAAGGGUGCAGAACGCCGAGUAUGCGGCCGACCUACAUAAAGCUCGUUGGGUUUGAUUCGGAACACACACGCUUCGCUAGCAAGUAUGGUCUUUACCUCUACCGGGAAAGAGGGGUGGAUGAAUACAGCGAAGAGGAUAUUGGGAUUAAGGGCGUGCCGGUUCUUUUUUUGCCUGGGAACGCAGGAAGCUAUAAACAAGGCCGUUCCCUCGCGUCCGAGGCCUCCUUAUACUUUCACGACGUCUUGCAAUAUCAUCAGGAACGACUCAAAACAGGUGUGCGGGGUCUGGACUUCUUCAUGGCGGACUUCAACGAAGAUAUGGCUGCUUUUCAUGGGCAGACCCUUCUCGAUCAAGCGGAGUAUGUGAACGAUGCAUUGGCCUAUAUUCUCUCUUUAUACCACGACCCGCGUCGGCCAGGCAGAGACCUCAACCUUCCCGACCCGACAUCUGUGAUACUUAUCGGUCAUUCAAUGGGUGGUAUUGUUGCCCGUACGGUCCUUACCAUGUCAAAUUAUCAAACAAACUCUGUCAACACAAUUAUUACGAUGUCGACGCCUCACGCGAGACCUCCCGUUUCAUUCGAUUCCGAUCUCGUUCAUACAUAUAAACAAGUUAACAACUAUUGGCGCGAAGCUUACUCACAAAAGUGGGCCAAUAACAACCCCCUGUGGCAUGUCACUUUGAUUUCAAUUGCUGGAGGAGGUGGCGAUACGAUCGUCCCUUCAGAUUAUACCAGUCUCUCUUCUCUUGUUCCUGAAACGCAUGGCUUUACGGUCUUUACCACCACUAUACCUAAUGUUUGGACAGGGAUGGAUCACCUUUCCAUCGCUUGGUGCGAUUCAUUUAGGAAAGUUAUCAUAAGGUCUCUGUUUGACGUUAUUGAUGUUAGGCGCUCCUCUCAAACCAAGCAGCGAGCCGAUCGCAUGAGCGUGUUCAAGAAAUGGUAUUUGACUGGCAUGGAAGUUUCUGCAGAGAGAAAACUGCCGAGAAAAGAACAUACCACACUUUUGACACUUGGUGACGACACAAAAUCUAAAUCUAUCCUACGACAAGAUGAAAAACUUACCCUCCGUGGAUUUGGACACCGUAAAGGGCCUAAGUCCCACCUCAUGCCUAUUCCUCCUCGUGGAGGUGUUCCAGAGAAGAAACUCACCCUUUUGACGGACCAGAAACUUAACUCCAUGGAGACCAACCGAAAAUUGGAUGUGUUGUUCUGCAGUGAUUUCCCCUUACGAGCGGGACAAUCCGCAACUCUUCCUUCAUUGAACCUCGAUCUCUCUGGAGGGAGUGCAAGCUCGAUCCGACUAGUUUGCAAAAGUGCUGCAGAAGAUGUGAUUUCCCUUCCAACAUCUACAUCCUCUUCAAAGUUUGCAUUUGACAAUGUUCCUUCCCUGUCCUAUUUGCAGUAUGAUCUCGAAGACCUCACGGAAUAUCAGUUCGUGGUGGUGAUUGACAAAGCCGAGACACGAUAUCCCGGUUGGCUACAUGCGGAAUUCUCAGACAGUUCUGAUUCUGUAAUUCCCACUAGGGUUGGGCUUGGCAGAUUACUGAGUGCAGGUCUGAAUAUUAGACUUCCUGCAGAAAGACCGAUGGUUAUUGAUAUAAAAGUUCCUGCACUUCAUUCAAGUCUACUCGCAUAUAAGCUGCACGUUGAAAGCAAGGACUGUGAUGGAACUGAGCUCUUUAAGCCGAUGGUGCGGCAAUACAUCUCGGGUCCCUACGAAUCGAAAUUUUUCGUCAAUGUGAGAGAUGCCGAAAUCAACCUUCACGGAAUUGCGCCGUAUAUGCCUCCGCAUAUUGGAGACAAUGCUGCCGCCACUGGAAUCUCAUUUCAACUUUGGUCUGAUGCAUCCUGCAAUGGACCGCUGCAACUCUCGCUGAAAGUUGAUGUUCUCGGGAGUAUGGGAAAGCUCGCAAUGCGUUAUCGUACAGUGUUCGCGGCCUUUCCUCUGCUUGUGGUGUCACUUGUCUUGCGGCAGCAAUUCAAAGUAUACAAUCAAACAGGUAUUUUUAUCAGCUUUAUGCAAGCAUUGGACCUAUGCAUUCGAUCGUCUAUACCGUUACUUUUUCUCGGCCUUACUUUCCUGGCGUCUUCGUUGGCAACGUCAAAAAAUACUCUAUCCAAAAGCGCAUCGCCGAAUGCUGGGUCCAACUCAACGGAGUCUGUUAUCGAUUUCUCCGCCAACGAUCUCCUCUUAGGGUCGCAAGAUGCCUUCUUCUGGUUUUUAGUGCCACUAUUCGGCAUCAUUAGCAUCGGUACAUGUGUUAUUGUUAACUAUGUUGCGAUGAUCCUUAUUCAUGCGCUUGGGGCGAUCCGCGCGAUCCUGAUGUCUCGUAAAGGCUACAUCAAGCACGAUGAACGAGGCAAUACAUCGAUAUUUUGGUCUUUAUCGACGAAAAAUCGAGUAAUCAACACCGCUGUGCUCCUCUUAUUUGUUGCAACUUUCAUACCAUAUCAAUUUGCGUACGUUGUUGCGUGUGUUGUCCAACUUGUAACGUGUGUCCAGGCAUCCUGGCACGCUCGGGAAACACGAUCAGCGUCACAUUCCAGCUUUUAUAACUAUGUUCAUUCCAUUUUCAUUCUGAUGAUCUGGAUCCUUCCUAUCAAUGUGCUUGUUCUCAUUGUCUGGAUUCAUGAUCUGGCCGUUCACUGGCUUACGCCGUUUUCCUCGAACCAUAACGUGUUUUCUAUAUUGCCGUUUAUGCUCCUUGUCGAAACAUUGACAUGUGGAACUAUGAUACCAAGGAUUACGACUCAUUUGCGACACAUCACCUAUGUCCUGUUCUUCUUCCUCGCUGCCUACUCCGCUAUAUAUGGCGUAACAUAUGCAUAUCUUCUCCACCAUAUCACCAACUUAGUGAUUGCAUGGCUGGUGGGAAUUCAUUUCUUCGCGGGCGGGUUUUCGCUUCGAAACUUAAGCCGGGUAAUCAACGACUCUGAUGGGGUACCCAACGGAUCCCCCAUAACCGAUGGGCACAUAAAAAAGUUACCAUAAACGAUAACUUUCGUCCUUUUCUCUUAAAAUACGGCAUUCUCGUUUCCAAAAGAUUAUUCAUAAUAUAUAGACAUUUCUUGCAUGAACUGGCAUGCUUGUGUGAUUGGUUUUGUUUUCUGUACUAUAGUUUCGCUUUUUGCCCCUCUGCUAAUCAUCUCCAUGCAGUACACUUCUACUGUCAUGGUUUGGUUUAGGUGCUCUUCCAGUACGUGCACCUAUCCCUCCGUGGGCUCUGUAUUAUACGUCUCGUCUUUGCCACUUUCUUGUUCGCGAAGCCGCCCGCUGAGUAUCCUUCGUGGAAUUUUCAGAGCUUCUAUCAACUCUUGUUUUAGCGGGUGCAUGGAGUUAUGAUAGGAAAUCGGGUUUGUGACUCGCUGGACCAACAACCAUCAUGACACGGGACGAAAGGUGUGAACCGUUUUUUGUGAGGAUUUUCUCUAGGGAUAGGGUAUUCCCCCAGUUGCUGGGCUUUUUCUGUUUUGUUAUGGAUCCCUAGUGCCCUAUCUUGUCUGAUUCUCCGACUGGCGGAUUAUUUUUGAUAAGAGAUCUCAAGACACGUUGACUAUGACUCCAUCGUAGGUGUUUGCAGAAGCUCUCGUAUAUGCUUCGUAAAUACCAAUAAUGCACCAAUAACAUUAAUUGAGUUCGUUCCUCUGCGGGCGCAAAACAAUUCUUGAAAUAUGCCAAUGUUGAUAUAUAGGCAAUAUAGACAUUAAAUUUAAA
Messenger RNA from Coccidioides immitis RS, 4297 nucleotides. RefSeq names its product GPI inositol-deacylase. Gene Ontology annotation, cellular component: endoplasmic reticulum. The coding region runs from base 122 to 3574 and encodes 1150 amino acids. The record is from RefSeq and is a predicted model, not a curated record. Gene Ontology annotation, biological process: endoplasmic reticulum to Golgi vesicle-mediated transport; GPI anchor metabolic process. Gene Ontology annotation, molecular function: phosphatidylinositol deacylase activity. NCBI's taxonomy places the organism in Eukaryota, Fungi, Ascomycota, Eurotiomycetes, Onygenales, Onygenaceae. The transcript is spliced from 7 exons.